Messenger RNA from Didymodactylos carnosus, 209 nucleotides. The record is from the annotation of a GenBank genome assembly. NCBI's taxonomy places the organism in Eukaryota, Metazoa, Rotifera, Eurotatoria, Philodinida, Philodinidae.
CUAUAGAAUUCUAGAAUACCAUCUAUAAACCUGAAAGUAAUAUUGACGAUGAGGAAGAAGCGUAUAAAGAUGACAUGGUGGAUCAAGAAAUAACAGAUCAAGAAAAUUUGAGAAAAGAUGUGGCUCAAGAAACAUCAAAAACAAAACCAAAACAUCCAUUAUCAGAAGCGGGUCAAACAGAAUCUUCCCAAAAAACACAGAAGAAAUAA